AUGAAGAAAGAGGUGGAGAGAAUAGCUGGGAUGAAAUCUUUGAAAGAGCUCAGGAUCGCACGGGUUGCGUCGCAAGGCGUUGAAGACGGUAACGGUAACGGGUAUUUGUGCCCUACUAUGGGGUUUGGAAUAAAUAAGCAGGGAUCGGGAGCAAAUAAGCAGGGGUCUAGAGCAAAUAAGCAGGGAUCUGGAACAAAUAAGCAGGGAUCUGGAGCAAAUAAGCAUGGAUCUGGAGCAAAUAAGCACGGAUCUGGAGCAAAUAAGCAGGGAUCUGGAGCAAAUAAGCAGGGGUCUGGAACAAAUAAGCAGGGAUCUGGAGCAAAUAAGCAGGGGUCUGGAGGAUCUAGAACAAAUAAGCAGGGAUCUGGAGCAAAUAAGCAGGGAUCUGGAAGAAAUAAGCAGGGAUCUGGAGUAAAUAUGCAGGGGUCUGGAACAAAUAAGCAGGGGCCUGGAGCAAAUAAGCUGGGAUCUGGAGCAAAUAAGCAGGGAUCUGGUGCAAAUAAGCGGGGAUCUGGAGCAAAUAAGCAGGGAUCUGGAGCAAAUAUGCAGGGGUCUGGAGCAAAUAAGCAGGGAUCUGGAGCAAAUAAGUAG
This is a messenger RNA of Homarus americanus (American lobster), 591 nucleotides long. Its product is annotated as hyphally regulated cell wall protein 1-like. NCBI's taxonomy places the organism in Eukaryota, Metazoa, Arthropoda, Malacostraca, Decapoda, Nephropidae. Bases 1 to 591 code for a protein of 196 amino acids. The transcript is spliced from 3 exons. The record is from RefSeq and is a predicted model, not a curated record.